UCUACAGGAGGAGGGUGCACACGGACAAAGCGAGAGAGCAUGGGUGGGGAGCUAAGGGAGGAAGAAGACAUCAAAUUCUCUACUUUUUCUUCUUAAAUUUUCCUCUUUUUUGGAGAAAAAAGGAUAAAGAACACAUCAUCUAGAGGAUAGAGAUUGCAAGGAGAUCAGUCUAUAGAGCUGAAGUUGAUUGUUUUUUUUUUCUUUUACCCUUGUUUUGAGGUUGCGGGUUUAGUUAGAAUAGCUGCUAUGGAGGCAUCAGAGAUCAUCCAUGGUGGUGGCUUAGAGGCUUCUGCGACCGGAGAAUCCGUGCAAGCUUUGCCGUGGGAUGUCCAUGGCUUUGUGGUAGAGAUUUGCGGCUCUUCCCGGUAAUGUUUUUUGAAUUCAAUUCAUGAUUUCUUUUCUUCUUUCCAUUUUUUGAUUCUUUUAUUUAGGUUUCUCACUCUCUCUUUUCUUUUUUUCCUCUCUUUUUAAUUCAAAGUUUCCUUUUCUUCAAAAGAAAUGUAAACAUCCCUUCUGAUUUCUGAAUACAGACACUCUCAACUUUUCCAAAUCAUUCUUGCUUAGUUCAAGUUUUCGAAUUCUUUGCAAAAUUCUUUAUAUGAACACUUCUUCCCCUACUUAUUUAUUGGCAUUCUUUUUCUAAGAAGAGAACAUUAAUGAAACAUUAUAAGAGUUGAAGAAACAAAUAGACAGGCCAGGGCAAAACAAGAAGGGAAGAGGGGUGGUUCUAGAUAAGUAUAGUAAAGAAGCAAAGAAAGUAAUAUCAAAGAACAUUCAAUCCAACAAAUAAAAAAUAAAAGACAAACUUUGGAAGGGAGUAGAGGAUGUUGGCUGGGUGCUCCUCAGCUCUGCUGUCGCCGAGGCACCAAUUGAGGAGUGACGCUUCAGUGCAGUUGCAAGGCUCCCAUUUCCAGCUGCAGGAGAAGCAUCACACUUCACAGCAGAGGAUGGGUACCCAGCGCUUUGACCUCCCGUGCAGCUUCUCCAGAAAAGAUGCCACCCGGGUCGCCAUUUCCCUGGAGAAACCAGCUGAGACCAGAAGUAGUAGUUGCACAUUUAGGCCGAAUCCGGUAACGGCUUCUUCGUCAUCAGUAGUGGCGCGAGCAGUCUCAUGGGAAGGAAGGAUAGAGAUCACUGAAGGGGGGCCUUGGGAGCGACGGAGGAGCUCAAAGAGAUCCCAUGAGAGGAGCUCAUCUGAGGAGGAGGAUUCAUGUCUCGACCGAGCCAAGAGGACAAGGACCGGUGACACAACAGGGUUAGUUGUUGGUGAGGAUGACAUAUGGUUGCCUCAAUGCACCAAAAAACAUCCAUUGGUGGAAGAGGAGGAAGAAGAAGAGAAGGUCCUUCUAGUUCCUAAUGCAGCAUUGUUUCCAUUUUUCACCUCCGCAAGCAGCACAUUAGUAGGCUCUUUUGAAACUGGAAGGGGUUCGGGCACAGGUGUGCAGCCAAACAACAAGUCACAGUCGGAUUCGAGUUCAUCAUCCGAUACCCGGAGUUCAUCUCCAAAGCAACACAGGGAUUCAUCUGAUAAUGUGGCACGGAAUGGUCCCCAAAUCCCUUACCCAAGUGGUUUUGCUAGCAUGGUAGGUCAGGGUGAGAACACCCAAACGGAGCAGCAGGGUCUUGAGCUUGUGAGCUUGCUCACAUCAUGUGCAGAGUCCAUUAGUUCCGGUAAUCAUGAAGCCAUUGCCUUCUACUUAGCUAGACUUGGAGAGCUUGCCUCCCCGAGAGGAUCACCGAUACAUCGAGUAGUGGCCUACUUCACAGAAGCCUUAGCCCUCUGCGCUGUAAAGCUCUGGCCUCACAUCUUCUCUAUUACCCCACCUCGGGUGCUGGUUGAUCAGAGUGGUGAUAAUGAUGAUGCCACAGCAUUGCAGCUGCUCAACCAAGUCAGCCCAAUUCCGAAGUUUCUGCAUUUCACAUUGAAUGAGAGAUUGCUCAGGGCUUUCGAAGGAAAGGACAGGGUUCACAUAAUAGAUUUUGACAUCAAGCAAGGACUUCAGUGGCCUAGUCUGUUUCAGAGCUUGGCUUGCAGGGCUAAUCCCCCAAGCCAUGUGAGGAUCACCGGGAUCGGAGAGUCCAGACAGGACCUUCACGACACAGGAGCUAGGCUGGCGAGGUUUGCGGAGGCCUUCAAUCUUCCUUUCGAGUUCCAUGCAGUUGUUGAUAGAUUGGAGGACGUGAGGCUUUGGAUGCUUCAUGUGAAAAGGGAGGAUUGUGUCGCGGUAAACUGUGUCCUAAUGAUGCACAAGACACUCUAUGAUGAGAAUGGAGGAGCUCUGAUGGAUUUGUUAGGUCUGAUUCGAAGCACAAACCCAGCAAUUGUUCUUAUGGCCGAGCAAGAAGCCCAGCAUAAUGAACCCAGAUGGGAGACAAGGUUGGCCAACUCACUUCAGUACUACUCUGCCAUCUUUGACUCACUGGACUGCAGUCUGCCGGAGGAUAGCCUAGCCAGGAUCAAGAUCGAAGAGAUGUUUGCUCGGGAGAUCAGGAACCUAGUUGCCUGCGAAGGGAGUGAGAGGGUUGAUAGGCAUGAGAAGUUUGAGAGGUGGAGGAAGCUGAUGGAGGAUGGUGGUUUUAGAUGCAUGGGCAUUGGAGAAAGGGAGAUGCUUCAGAGCCGCUUGAUUUUAAGGAUGUAUAAUGGUGAGAAUUACAGUAUAGAUAAGCAAGGGGAAGAAAGUGAUGGACUCACUCUUAAGUGGUUAAAUCAAUCUCUAUACACAGUGUCUGCAUGGGCGCCCAAUGAUGUUGCAGGCAGCUCAGCUACAUCUCAGCCAAGCUAAUCAGACUGUAUUUCUGCAUGGUUUGGUUUUCUUUUCUUUAUAAAUCUCCAAAUAUUCUUUUAUACAUUCCAAACACAGAAGUUCUCAUACCUUUUGCUUUGUGAAAUAGGAGAAAUUUUUUUCUUAGUUCGUAUUCUUUUCAUUCUUUGGUUGCUGAUCAUCGGCAAGCAUUACAUUAGAAAGAGAAGUUUCAUAUGACACCUCUCUUUCAGUUCCUUGGCAGAUUGCCUGCAGUUUCAUUCACUAGAAUUUGGAUUUUAUUUUUGUUGUAAUUCUUUUGUUUUGUUCAAUGUAAUUGGAAAACAAAAUCAGAUGUUUUUGUUUCUUUA
Molecule: messenger RNA, 3112 nt
Organism: Elaeis guineensis (African oil palm)
Lineage: Eukaryota; Viridiplantae; Streptophyta; Magnoliopsida; Arecales; Arecaceae
Product: protein DWARF AND LOW-TILLERING
Source: RefSeq, a predicted model, not a curated record